AGCUCGUCAAGGAGGCGGCAGCCAAGCACAGGCAGAAGUGAAAAAGAAACAAAAAACUGGGAAAUUUUGCUCAGUGUAAGGGAAGACGCAGAGGCAGAGCAGCAAACCAACCACCUAACAGCAGCGACAGCGGCAGAGACGACAUCGAAUUCCGGCACCUUAUAAAUACUGAGAGCCAGACGCGGCCGCUUUCAUUCUCUUGUAGUGUUUAAAGUGACAUGAAAGUGACGACAUUGGUGCACUGUAACAAGUCAUGUAUCAGCAUGUCCUACCAAACAACACAAUUCAUAUUCAUGCCAAUGGACAUAAUGUGCCAACAAAAGCAACGAGCAACGGGACAAUGUGUGCCAAUGGGACUCUUGGGACAGAAGGGCCCGAAGCGACAGAGACCGACUCAUCAGGGACCGGGCGGAUGCGGAAGCCGCUGGAGAGGAAUGGCUCAACGCCGAACGACGCUGUUCACCUCGAGAGAAGGCUGGGCCUCUUCAGUGGGGUGGCUUUAAUUGUUGGAACUAUGAUAGGGUCUGGAAUAUUUGUGUCACCCUCCGGCUUACUGGUUCGCACUGGUUCCGUUGGAAUUAGCUUUUUAAUCUGGCUUGCCUGUGGUUUGCUCUCUUUGCUGGGCGCUCUGGCAUACGCUGAACUUGGUACAAUGAACACAUCAUCUGGCGCUGAAUGGGCAUACUUCAUGGACGCCUACGGACCGGCACCGGCGUUUUUAUUUUCAUGGGUAUCCACAUUGGUGUUGAAGCCAUCACAAAUGGCUAUAAUAUGCUUAUCAUUUGCACAGUAUGCCGUUGAGGCCUUUGUCACGGAAUGUGAUCCGCCCAUGGGUGUUGUCAAAAUGGUCGCUCUGGUGGCGAUUGUCAUGAUACUGUUUGUCAAUUGCUACAGCGUUAAUCUGGGAAUGGCCGUACAGAAUGUUUUUACGGCCGCCAAACUGGUGGCCGUGGUCAUUGUGAUCUGCGGUGGGGCCUGGAAACUGUUUCAGGGCAACACACAGCAUCUGACGAAUGCAUUUAGUGAGCCGGCGCCGAACUUUGGCGCCAUUGCGACAGCAUUUUACACAGGCCUCUGGGCGUACGACGGGUGGAAUAAUCUAAACUAUGUGACCGAAGAGAUUCAGAAUCCGAGCAAGAACCUGCCACGCUCCAUCAUGAUUGGCAUACCGUUGGUCACCCUCUGUUAUGCUUUGAUCAACAUCAGUUAUCUGGCAGCCAUGUCUCCCACCGAAAUGAUCGACUCUGAGGCGGUGGCCGUUACCUUUGGCAAUCGAAUCUUGGGCGCCAUGGCCUGGCUAAUGCCGCUCAGCGUCACAAUCAGCACCUUUGGCAGCGCCAAUGGAACGCUCUUUGCUGCGGGGCGUUUGUGCUUUGCUGCCAGUCGCGAGGGACAUCUACUCGAUAUUCUGUCGUAUGUCCAUAUACGUCGGCUAACGCCAGCGCCCGGCCUAAUAUUCCACUCAUUGAUCGCCUCGGCUAUGGUAUUGUAUGGCACCAUCGACUCGCUGAUUGAUUUCUUCAGCUUCACCGCUUGGAUAUUUUACGGCGGCGCCAUGCUGGCACUCAUCGUGAUGCGCUUCACCAAACCCAACUAUCCACGGCCCUACAAAGUGCCAAUUAUCAUUCCCGUUGUGGUCUUGGUCAUAUCCAUGUAUCUCGUUGUGGCGCCAAUUAUCGAUACGCCGCGCAUUGAGUAUUUAUAUGCGGUCCUCUUUAUCCUUACGGGGCUGAUCUUCUAUGUGCCGUUCGUUAAGCUGGGCAUGACACCGCGUUUCAUGAACAAAGUAACGCUGUUCUUUCAGCUGCUGCUGGAAGUGGUGCCUACCUCAUCGAUGGCUAUGUUCGAGUGAUUCUGCAAAAAUUGUGCUCAACACGUAUGUAAGAACAAGUUACAAGAAUGACGGGGAAGUGAGAUAUGAAUGAAUGGAUAUAAAAGGGAGAAAGAGAGAGAGAGAGAGAAAGAGAAAAGUAGAAUGUACUUAGUUGUUCGGAAGCUAAGCAACAAAAAAAAAACCUAAACAAAAAGCAAAGCAAACAUUCAUAAUUAUUUACAAGAAAAAACAAAAAAUAGGAAAAAAAUCCUAUAAUUAUAUAUUUAAAAAAAGAAAACAACAAAAAAACAAAAACAAAGAGUAACCUUUAUUGAUAUAUUGACGUUGACAUUAUGUGAGAAUGAUAUGAUGGCAAACUAUUUGAAAUAGUUUGGACACAAAUAUUCAGAGCGUGUUGUUAUGCUACGAGCUGGUUACAUUCAAAUUAUUACUAUAUAGUAUAUACAUAUAUUUACAUAUACCUAGUACAUGCCUAUAUAUGUAUGUAUGUAGUAUUGUAUGUAUAGAAUGUAUAUAGCAAAGUUAUGAUAUAUGGCAAGCUGGAAAAAAAAAAUAAAAAAUCCAAAAAAACCUUAGGCUAGCCAUAUAUUAUAUGCAUAGUUGAUAUAUAUACAUAUAUUUAUGAUUUAUAAGUUAACCCAAAAACCAGCAAAAACAAAUGACAGACAAAGUGAAAAAAUAUUAAAUAAAAUCUAUAACUAUUGAUAUGUCCAAUGUAAAUUGUUCUCGAAAUGUUACUUGCCCAGAGACAGCAGAGGCGGGGAGCGUGGCAAGCUGGCGGAGAAAUUGAGUUUGAGGUUAUGUAGAAAGAAGGCAAAUCCAGCUACAAUAAAAACUACAGUCUCAGCUGGUAACUACAUAGUAUAUACUAUACAUAGGUAUUGAGGAAAAGUUCGUGCAGUACAGUCCAGUCUUGCGGUCCAAACAAAAAGCAAACUAAAUCUCAAUCAAUGAAGUUCCAAAGAAAAUAAAACAAGUACAGUUACACCGUUACAGUUACAAGACGAACACCCACCAACAGAGCCAAGAACUCAAAGGAUCCCAGUCUUAACGCCACCACCAAUUUGUUAAAUUUAACAAUCUGCUCGAAAUGUUUGCGCCAAGAUCUGAAAAAAAUUUAAUUUUGAAUAGCAAUAUUUUAGUAGGAAUAGAGAUGAACAAAAAACAGAAAACAAACCAAAAAAUAUAUAUACACAAGUAUAUUGAAAAAAAAACUGAAUGUUUCUAACUCGAGCUCGAUGAGCGCUAUUUGUGACGAAAUCGUAGGACUGCAAAUAGGCAUUAGAAGAAAUUUGUAAUUGAUACCAAAGUAAGGUUUAGAGCAAGAUUUAAAACGAAUUAAAAAGAGGAGAAAGCGCAACAACAACAAAAAACAGUAAAACCGUAAACAAAAAAAUGCAAUACAUACAUAUUUGUAUGAACAUACUUGUUAAAUUUUUGUAGUGCUUUGACAAAUGUUGAAAACUAUUUUACAAAGCGCGGUCGGAGGAAGAGGAAGAAUGCCGCUGCAAAUACUAACGGUAUAUCGCAUGUACUAUGUAUACAAAUGUAAUUUUUGUUCUCUCUCGUUUUAAACGCUUAUACAUAGCUUAGAAAAAGACAAAGCAUAUGCUUGCCAUCUCGCUCUAGCGCAGGCAAAAUGCUCUCGCGCUCACACACAUGCGUUCGGCGUACUAUUUCUGUAUAAUUCAUUCUUUCUUGUUUUCUAUUCAUUAUUUUUUUUUCUCCUAAAUGACUAUUUUUCUGUUUUACUACAUAUGGGUACAUUAAUAUUUAAUGCUGGAUAAAACUAUUAUUAUAUGUAUGUAUGACCACAGAACGGUGUAAUAAAUAAUUAUCUGUUAAGUUUUUAAAUUUUAUAAUUUUUAUGAUGUCUACAAGAUUUACAAGAGAAAUUAAAACCAUAGCAAACAGAAAAUCUCUCUAUCUCUAUAUACAUACAUAUAUAGAUAUAGAUAUACAGUAUAGUAUAUAUAUACAUGUAAUGAAUAUGAAUUGUAUUAUAACAGAACAAUUUACGAAAUAAAGUUUUUGAAACAA
This is a messenger RNA of Scaptodrosophila lebanonensis, 3874 nucleotides long. It is a transcript of the gene sbm, whose product is annotated as b(0,+)-type amino acid transporter 1. The coding region runs from base 254 to 1852 and encodes 532 amino acids. Gene Ontology annotation, biological process: amino acid transmembrane transport. Gene Ontology annotation, molecular function: L-amino acid transmembrane transporter activity. The record is from RefSeq and is a predicted model, not a curated record. The transcript is spliced from 9 exons. Gene Ontology annotation, cellular component: membrane. Lineage: Eukaryota; Metazoa; Arthropoda; Insecta; Diptera; Drosophilidae.